GUUGAAUCUUCGUUACUGAAAUUGAAACGGCUCACAGGUAUAGGCUAAUGGAUUGCAGUGAAAACAUGUGAGAACAGAAUAUAUCAAGGGAUUUGGGCAUUAAUGAACGAAUUAGCAGUUGCUGGAGACCAUGCCAGGUAUUGUGAUAUUCAGGCGGCGUUGGUCAGUGGGAAGCGAUGACUUGGUGCUGCCAGGAAUCUUCCUCUUUCUUAUUCACACUACAUGGUUUAUAGUGCUUUCUGUGGUUCUCUUUGGCCUAACAUACAGCCCUCAAGAGCAGUGCUCACUCAACCUGGUUGAUCAUGGCAGGGGUUACUUGGGCAUUCUCAUUGCCUGUGUGAUAUCUGAGGCUGCUAUAAUCUGGCUUAGUAUGCGAGGAAGUAUCCUUUACACAGAGCCACGAGAUUCGAUGCAGUACAUUCUGUACAUCCGUAUGGCAAUUGUGCUAAUAGAAUUUGCAUACGCAAUCAUAGGAAUUGUCUGGUUAGUGCGGUACUACCACUCCUGUAAUGACACUACUGCAAAGAACGUUACCUUGGGAAUUGUAACCUGUAAUUGGGUCGUUAUUCUGAGCGUCUGUAUAACAGUAAUGUGCGUCUUCGACAGAACAGGCAGAACAUUUGUGAAACUUCGGGCAACCAAAAGGCGUCAACGCAACCUCAGAACUUACAAUUUACGUCAUCGUUUGGAGGAAGAGCAAGCCAGUAGCUGGAGCAGGAGAUUGAAAUUUUUUCUUUGUUGUACUCGUACACAGGACACACAGACUGAUGCCUAUUCUGAAGUUGCUUUUCUUUUUGCUGAGUUCUUUCGAGACUUGGACAUUGUGCCCUCCGACAUCAUUGCUGGCCUUGUAUUAUUACGUCAGAGACAGAGGGCCAAGCGAUUUGCUGUUUUGGAUGAGGCAAACAAUGACAUUUUGGCUUUUUUAUCAGGAAUUCCAGUAACCAGAAAUACAAAGUACCUCGACUUGAAGAAUGCCCAAGAAAUGCACAUGUAUAAGGAGGUAUGCUACUACAUGCACUUUGCACUGGCUGCCUAUGGCUGGCCUUUGUAUUUAAUGCGAAACCCAGCUUGUGGACUCUGCAAACUGGCUAGCUCAUGCUCAUGUUGCUGCUUUUGCCUCCCUCGACCCAGGUAUGCCCCAAGUGUGACAGUUGAGGAAGACAACUGUUGCAACUGCAAUGUCAUUGCUAUCAAGCGUCACUUUCUGGAUGAGAAUUUUUGUUUAGUUGAUAUCGUAUAUACUUCAUGUCAUGAUGCGGUUUUUGAAACCCCUUUCUUUGUUGCUGUGGAUCAUAUGAAAAAGAAGGUUGUGAUCAGUAUUCGAGGGACUCUUUCACCAAAGGAUGCCCUAACUGAUCUGACUGGAGAUGCUGAACGAUUGCCAGUAGAGGGCCAUCAUGGUACUUGGCUUGGCCACAAGGGCAUGGUUCUAUCUGCAGAGUACAUCAAAAAGAAGUUGGAGCAGGAGAUGAUUCUUUCACAAGCCUUUGGCCGAGAUCUGGUGAAAGGUACCAAACAUUAUGGAUUAAUCGUGGUUGGACAUUCCUUAGGAGCUGGAACUGCAGCUAUUCUUUCUUUCUUGCUCAGACCUCAAUACCCUACACUACAUUGUUAUGCUUACUCUCCACCGGGAGGACUUCUUAGCUCUGAUGCGAUGGAAUACUCCAAGGAAUUUGUGACAUCUGUCAUCCUUGGAAAGGAUUUGGUACCAAGACUUGGCUUAUCACAGCUAGAAGUCUUCCGUAGACACUUACUUGAAGUGUUGCAGAAGAGCAAUAAACCAAAGUGGAGAAUAAUCAUGGGUGGAACUAAAUGUAUUCCUAAAUCUGAACUGCCGGAUGAUGAAGAAGUGCCUAACGUUCAGAGUAACAGGCAAUGGACCUACCCUAGUGACCUUACUAUUGCUCUUUCUGCUAGUGUCCCACUCUACCCACCAGGUCGGAUUAUACACAUAGUACACAACCAUCCUGAGGAAAAGUGUUGCUGUGGACAAGAAGAGUCAACUUACUAUGCUAUCUGGAGUGACAACAAGACUUUAGAUGAGGUCAUCAUCUCUGCUGCCAUGCUGAAUGAGCACAUGCCUCAUGUUGUAAUGGAUGGAUUGCACAAGGUGUUAGAGAAUUACAACAAAGGAAAGACGGCUUUGCUAGGAGCAGCAAAAGUCAUGGUCAGCCCAACAGAGGUGGAUUUGAAUCCGGACAUGAUUGUCCAGCAGCAGCCUCAAGCAACAAAACAUGGAGAGCAAAGGAAGAAUGCCAGUGUAAAGAGUAACUCAAAAUCUGAACUGAGUUUUGAAGAUCUUUAUCAGACAAAACAGAAGCCGUGCCAAAAGGACUCUGUGGAGUUGCUUCUAAUGAACACCAAGGAGAGGCUGGUGACUGAAAUAGAGGAGCGCAGGGCUCCUCUUGCCACCAUGGAAAGUCUGUCUGACAAUGAGUCUAUCUAUAGUUUUGAUUCCCGCCGCUCCUCUGGAUUUCGCAGCAUAAGAGGUUCUCCGAGCCUGCAUGUUGUCAUGGAAAAAGAUGAAUCACAUUGUUUCUACAUUGAUCCAGCAAUUCCAGAGGAGAAUCCUUCCCUGAGCUCCCGGACUGAGUUACUGGCUGCAGACAGUUUAUCUAAGCAUUCUCAGGAGGUGCACACACUUGAACCGUUACAUAACAGCUGUUAUUCUCUGCCUAGUCCCCUGCAAGUGGACCUUGGUGAGCAGGAGAACAAACAGGCUGCAGAGAUGGAAACAGAUAGCUUUUCAGAUAAGUUGCCAAUAGAAGAAGACAGUAAAGAAUGGACAGAGAGUCUGCGAGAUGUGCCAAGUCCACAAGUGCUUGAAUUUGCUGAGUUUAUAGACAGCCUUUUCAAUCUGGAUGGAAAAAGCAGCUCCUUCCAAGAUAUUUAUCGUUUGGUACUUGAUGAUAGUUUAGAAGAAUAUAAUGAAAUUCCCAAGUCAGUAAGUGAACAUGAGAUCCUGAUGCGAGCACAGUUUGAACCCAACUUAGUGCCAAAACCACCCCGUUUGUUUGUCGGAUCAGCAGAUGCUGGGACCUCAUCUGGGAUUUCUGUAUCUCCAUCCUUUCCAUUCAGUUCAUCGGGUGAACUGAUGGACAUUACUCCAACCUGCAUUAGCAGCCCAGAAUGCCUGACUAUGGAUACAAAGUUGAGAACUUCAACUCCAGCAGAUCAUCAACCCAAUUCUAAUAAAUCUGCAGAAGUUAUCAUCUCAGCUCUUUAG
Messenger RNA from Hemiscyllium ocellatum (epaulette shark), 3229 nucleotides. RefSeq names its product diacylglycerol lipase, alpha (gene dagla). Gene Ontology annotation, biological process: lipid metabolic process. The transcript has 20 exons. NCBI's taxonomy places the organism in Eukaryota, Metazoa, Chordata, Chondrichthyes, Orectolobiformes, Hemiscylliidae. Bases 131 to 3229 code for a protein of 1032 amino acids. The record is from RefSeq and is a predicted model, not a curated record. Gene Ontology annotation, cellular component: postsynaptic membrane; dendrite membrane.